AUGGGACGCCGCGUGGACUUGGCGGGGUUCCGGGAACACGCGCACUCCCGGCCGCCUUGGCGCGUUUCCUUUACAGUGUCCAGGCGCGACCCUAACCACUGCACCAGAAUAGAUAAAAUAGACGUGGGAACGUACAGCCUCUGCGGAGGCUGGAGGCCGGCCCCGGGGCCGGGGACGCGCGGCCUUGACGUCAGCGGGGCCGCCAGGCCCGGGCUCCGCGCGGGCCCCUGGCUCUGGCUCAGCCCCUGCAGCGCUCUCCUGCCCGUGUGUCCCAGGGUGCAGUCCCACAGCCAGCUGUCCCUGGAGGUCCGCAACUCGGAGUACCUGGCCAGCAUGCCCCCGCUGCCCGCCGAGUGCCUGGACAUCGACGGCGACUGGAGCACCCUGCCUGUGAUCUUCGAGGACCGAUACGUGGACUGCCCCGAGACAGGGCACCCUCUGAAUGUGUACCCUGACUCCGAUGAUCCCGCCACAGUUCCUGCCACCGUGGGCCUCAGAGACAAAGAAGAUGGCCGCCUUGUAAACAGAAAGUCACCUCUCAGGGAAGGCCCCGCCUCGCCCCCCACGAAGCCACCCCAGCCGGACUCUGACGAAGAGGAGACCAGAGGCCCUGAGCCCGCGCCACGGUCCGCUGACCCGUGUUCCGAGUCGCAGGUGUAUCUGACCAUCGGGGGAUUCCAGAGCGGAGUGGAUCUUCCUGACGCUGACCCUUGGCCUGGCCAGCCGCCUCACGUGGGAGUGGACACCCCCGGCGCCGAGGACAGCCAGGCGCUGCCACUGAGCUACAUAGAGGUGAAAGCCAGCAGGGAGCGCGUCUGCGGGGGCGAGCCCCCCGUGGAGAUCAGCGCCCCGCAGGACAGCAGGCGCUUUGUGGGGGACCUUGACCCAGACCCCGCGGCGCCGGGCCCCGGGCGGGCUGGCGGGAGGCGUCACAACGCCCUCUCUGCCGAGAAAGCGGCAGGCCCCGGGUCCGCAGGACGCGGGGCCGGCCUGGAGGGCCGGACGGCAGCCCUCGGUCCGAAGCCCGUCCCCAUGGAGUCUUGCGACGCCCCGGACUUCCUUGUGCGGGAUCCCGCGGACCCGAGGGCUUCCCCAAAGGACCUGGCCCUGGAGGGCCAGGAGGACGCGUCCGUGCUCUCGGGCGUCGUCAAGAGGUCCGCCUCCGUCAUCUCCGACUCCGGCAUCGAGAGCGAGCAGAGCUCGGUCGCCUGGUCCGAGGCCCGCAGCAGGGCCCUGGAGCUGCCCGGCGACCGGGAGGCCCUGCGCCAGCUGGCCCGGAGGCACGGGCUGCACAGGGGCUCCCUGGAGGGCGGCCGCACCGAGAGCAGCACCAGCCUGCCCAGCGGCAUCCAGGCGUCGCUCACCUCCAUCAGCUCUCUGCCUUUCGAGGAGGAGGAGCAGCGGGAGCUGGCCCUCACCAAGCUGACCAAGUCGGCCUCCGCACCCCAGAUCAGUAGCCCGGAGGAGUCUGCUGAAGACGCGGGCGCCCCAGGCCGCUGCUCUCCGCCUUGUGGGGGCGAGGACAGUCCCUUCGUGGAGGUGAUUCUAGAUGCCGACAGCCAGCAGGGCCCCAGCUACAUAGACAUCCCCCAGAGGUCAGAGAGGCCGCCGGCGCCUCCAGGACCCCGUCAGCGUGAGCGCAGGACAGGGAGCCCUCCGGACGCGGAGACGCAGGGACCCGACAGGAGGCCACGCGCCAGAGCAGCGGAACAGCCCGGGGCCGGCGCUUCGCCCAGGAGCCCGAUGGGGCCCCCCAGGGACACGGCCCCUGUCUUAAAUGCGGGGGGAGGGCCCCUGCCCCGCAGCAGCGUCUCAGAGGUGGACUGCGCUGGUCACCCCCGGGUGCCCGAGUGGGGCUGUGGGUCCCCAGCUGGCGCCACCCGCCUGGAGUCAGUGGGCAGGGCCAGCGCCUCCCCGGGCCCCGCCGGUGCUGCAGCCUUUGGCCCAGGAGCCCACAGCUCCCUGGGGCCUGGACGUGAAGCAGGCACGUUGUGCUCCACUGUGAGUCCCACUGUGAGUCCCCCUUUGCGCCCCCGGCUCGUGGGAAACCAAGAGCCCAGGGCGCGCACCUCCGGCCCGGCGCCGCCCCUGGCCCCCGCAGAGACCCUCAGCCUGGACAGCCUGAAGGCGGUGGAGGGCGUCAACUUGUCCGUGUCCUGCACUGCCACGUGUCUCCCCUUCUCGUCGGUGCCCCAGGAGCCCCCCGCCCGGGCGGGGUUCUCCGCCAGGCAGGCCCAGUGUCCCAUCACGCACCAGCCCGUGGGCUCCUUUGCAGCUGUUUCUUCCCCGGCCAGCAAGCUGGGGGAGGCGGUCAGCGAAAGGAUGUUCAGUUUUUAUCAAGCCAAAGAAAAAUUUAAAAAAGAGCUGAAGAUCGACGGAUUCCUGUACAGCGACUUGCCUGUCCUGGCCUCUGAUGUGCCGUACUUCCCGCCAGAGGAAGAGGAGGAGAAUUUGGAGGAUGGGAUUCACCUGGUUGUGUGUGUCCACGGCCUGGACGGGAACAGCGCGGACCUCCGGCUGGUGAAGACUUUCAUAGAGCUGGGGCUCCCUGGAGGGAAACUGGACUUCCUGAUGUCCGAGAAGAACCAGGGAGCUGGAGCCCGGGGCCCUAACGAGGAGAAAGUCGAUGAGAAUUUAGAGACCCCCUUCAUCGGCCACUCGCUGGGCAACAUCAUCAUCCGCUCGGUCCUGACCAGGCCCCGCUUCCGCUAUUACCUCAGCAAGCUGCACACGUUCCUGUCGCUGUCCGGGCCUCACCUCGGGACCCUGUACAACAACAGCGCCCUGGUCAGCACAGGCUUGUGGCUCAUGCAGAAGCUGAAGAAGUCGGGGUCCCUGCUGCAGCUGGCCUUCAGGGACCACGCUGACCUGCGCAAGUGCUUCCUCUACCAGCUCAGCCAGAAGACAGGGCCAGUUUAUGCGGAAAUGAUCAACAACCUUCUCCGCCCGCUGGUGGAGGCCAAGGGCUGCACGUUGGUCCGACACAACGUGUUCCACUCCUUGCCCAGCACGGCCAACACCCUGAUUGGGCGCGCCGCCCACAUCGCCGUGCUGGAUUCAGAACUGUUCCUGGAGAAGUUCUUCCUGGUGGCAGGACUCAACUACUUCAAGUAG
Molecule: messenger RNA, 3114 nt
Organism: Condylura cristata (star-nosed mole)
Lineage: Eukaryota; Metazoa; Chordata; Mammalia; Eulipotyphla; Talpidae
Product: protein FAM135B
Exons: 8
Coding region: 1-3114 (1037 amino acids)
Source: RefSeq, a predicted model, not a curated record